AUGGCAUCGAAGACGAGCUCGCUGCAGACCACCAAUGAGCUCAUCGCCGGAAGUGUCGGCGGCGCGGCACAGGUCCUCGUCGGACAGCCGCUCGACACCAUCAAGACCAGAGCGCAGAUCGCGCCGAAGGGCAUGUUUAAAGGCCCUAUGGACAUAUUGACGCAGACAAUCCGGAGGGAGGGCUUUUUCGCAUUAUACAAAGGCAUGCUCAGCCCUCUAUUGGGAAUCGCGGGCGUCAACUCUCUACUCUUCGCGGCCUACGGAACCUCAAAGCGCAUCAUCUCACCGUAUCCAGACCUUUCCCUGAAAGAGAUCGCUGCGGCUGGUGGACUAGCAGGGGCUAUCAACGCCGUCUUAGCAAGUCCAGUGGAGAUGUUCAAAGUCAGGAUGCAGGGCCAGUACGGGGCUGCCACAGACAAGAAGCUCGGGACGGUCGCGCGCGAGAUGUGGGCACAGUGGGGAUUCCGCAAAGGCGUCAUGCGUGGCUACUGGGUUACGGUGGCUCGCGAGAUACCCGCGUAUGCAGGGUUCUAUUCUGCAUUCGAGUUUUCCAAACGUAACUUUGCGAAGAAGUACGGGAAAGAUCUUCCUGUAUGGACAUUACUAGCGAGCGGUGCCACUGGUGGGUUGGCAUACUGGUUGACGUCUUAUCCCUUGGAUGUCGUCAAAUCGCGAGUGCAACUCAGGGAGACGCCUCCCGUCGGCUCACCAGUGCGAUAUAUCACACACGAGCUUCGGACUAUUGUGGCAGAAUCUGGCUUCAUUGGCCUCUUCCGUGGACUGUCACCUUCACUCAUUCGCAGUGUCCCUGCUGCCGGAAGCACCUUUGCUGCCUACGAACUGACCAGAGAGUACCUGACACAAGUCACGGGCGUCUGA
Molecule: messenger RNA, 879 nt
Organism: Peniophora sp. CBMAI 1063
Lineage: Eukaryota; Fungi; Basidiomycota; Agaricomycetes; Russulales; Peniophoraceae
Source: the annotation of a GenBank genome assembly